AUCUUCCACGCAACCCAUCCGUUUCGGCCGAUACCUUGCAGGUAAACUUCUUCAUUCUUAUAAGCAAAUCCAAGCUUUUCCCCUAGUUAGAUAUUUUGAUUUGACUUUCAAAAUAUCCAUAUACUUUGCGCUUCUGGGAGGUGGCUGGUCACAGUCUCUUGUUCAGCUCUUUACCCACACUACCAAUGAUGUGUUUUCUUUCAUUGUGAUCCGAAAGUCGACAGGAAGACGACUUUUCGAUACAAGUUUGGGUUGGUUGCUGUUUAAAAUUACCAGAUUGAGAAAAAAACUUUUUAAGCACGACUUUACAACGUACACCACAUGGGGUAUGCUUGCAAGAGAUGAACCUCCAAGUUCAGCUGGUCUGAUUACCAAGAAUCUCUAUGGUAAGUGGUAAUA
Molecule: messenger RNA, 399 nt
Organism: Strongylus vulgaris
Lineage: Eukaryota; Metazoa; Nematoda; Chromadorea; Rhabditida; Strongylidae
Source: the annotation of a GenBank genome assembly